This is a messenger RNA of Siniperca chuatsi (mandarin fish), 925 nucleotides long. Its product is annotated as sperm acrosome membrane-associated protein 4-like. The record is from RefSeq and is a predicted model, not a curated record. The transcript has 3 exons. NCBI's taxonomy places the organism in Eukaryota, Metazoa, Chordata, Actinopteri, Centrarchiformes, Sinipercidae. The coding region runs from base 217 to 594 and encodes 125 amino acids.
CUUCAGAUCUCUGCAGCUGGGCCGACUGAGGACGCCUGGAUAAAGCUGAUUAGAAAUUGACUUUAAGUCAUAAAGACGGAGACUUAAAUAGGUUUCUUGUGUUCAACAUGAAGACAGCCGGUUUGUUUUAGACAAUAACAAGAAAGAGACGAAGUGAAGAGUUGAAGAAUCGAACUGCAAGAACAUUUUUUCCCUGUGAGACAGAAACAGUCAGUAAUGUCGAAGCUGGUUUGCCCUCUGCUUCUCCUUUGUUUACUUCCAGCUGUGGUUCCCCUCUUUUGUUACACCUGUGUGUUCCCCACCAUCUCACCUCUGGACUGCAUCAGAUUCCCUCUCAAGUGUCCACCCGGGCAAGUCUGUCUGUCCAGCAGAGCUGUGGGCGAGAAAGGAGACUUCUGUGUGGUGUUGUAUGAGAAGAGCUGCGUCCUUCCCUCCCUGUGUGGAGUCACGGGUGAAAAAUACACCAUGGGACUCAAUUUCACCUUCACCAAUGAAUGCUGCAACACACACCUGUGCAACGGAGCUGCAACACCUGCUACCCCUAACUGGACUGGCACAUUACUCACAGUACUUAUUUCAUACUCAGUUUGGUGAAUAGAAAAAUAUUAAAGCAGUGUGGAAGAGAACUAGUUUGACACACAUGAAGCAGAGUUGCCGUUUCUUCCCUCUAACAGACUGGCAUUCUACUUAAUUUUCUUUUACUAACGGUGCGCUAAUCUGUGCUAAACCACGUUUGUUUUACCACGAGUGUGAGGUGCAAAAAUAGUAUUUUUCUCUGAUUAUUGCUAACAACAUCUAAAGACAUGCCUUUCUGGUUGCAGAGCUGUUUUUGGAGGAGGGAAUGGGGAGACAUGUUUAGCUUAUGUUCCCAUGAUUUAGUAUUUUUAUGCAAACUGUGAUAAAAUAAACUACCUCUAACCACUUA